AUGGCCAACACUUCGUCAUUGUCUGCUCCUCAAAAAGAUUUCAUCAAGAUGGCUCCUACUGAGAAAAGGCGCGCUGAUCGCAUCAAGCUUAUUGAUCCAACCCUGCUUGAUAUUGCUCCGAAGCGCAAGCCCAAUGUUCCGGACUUCUUCUACGCGAUUCCUGAGCCCCAGGUGGUAACUUAUCCAGAUAAAGAAUCUACCUCCAGCAGUGACGAUUCUGAGCACGAGCCCGAAGAUGCUCCUAUCCGGGCCGCGAUUGAGCCCACUGCUGCCCAUAGAGCAGCGAAGGCGGGUGACAUCGCUGCCGUCGAGCAUCUAGCCAAGAACCUGGGCUCUGAUGCUGCCCGUGUUAGAUACUUCAGCACUCCCACUGCUCACUACAACGAGUAUCCCGUGCUGCUAGCCCUCCGCUACGGUCAUUGGAACGUUUUCAAGACUCUCGUCGAGAACGGGGCCAAUCCCCAUUGCACCAACGCAAUGAAAGACACUAUCUACGACUGGCCCGAAGAGCGCGGAGUCUACACGAAGGACGAUCUUGACGCGAUUGUUCGCUAUUGGGACCGCGUCUAUGGCUCCCGAUUUGACGAGCUUUGCGGCAACACUCCCAAAGGCCGUGCCGUCGACGGUUUGCGCAUUCCUGAUGAUGGCCGCAAGUACUACUAG
Molecule: messenger RNA, 663 nt
Organism: Thermochaetoides thermophila DSM 1495
Lineage: Eukaryota; Fungi; Ascomycota; Sordariomycetes; Sordariales; Chaetomiaceae
Exons: 3
Coding region: 1-663 (220 amino acids)
Molecular function (GO): protein binding
Source: RefSeq, a predicted model, not a curated record